This is a messenger RNA of Porites lobata, 12390 nucleotides long. The record is from the annotation of a GenBank genome assembly. Lineage: Eukaryota; Metazoa; Cnidaria; Anthozoa; Scleractinia; Poritidae.
AGCUUGCGCACAUGACAGCCUUUCCUCCUGCGCUGCAAACACGGAGUACGAUAAUCAGUAAACACCGAGCAAAAUGGAAGAAGAGACCAAAUCAAAUGCCAAAUGUAGUACAAAGGUCUCCAAAAAAGACUCGUUGGUAAUCUUUGGCUUGUCACUGGUUCUCUUUGCGUUGCUGAUUGUGAGGGUAGAGUUUGUAAAUAGGAGGGCUGAAGUGAUGGAAGCAAAGCUUGAAAAACGUAUUCAGCGAAUCGAGGACGAAAUGCAAGGGAAAGUGCAUAGUAUUCUGAAGGAGAUGUUACAGACAGAGUGGAACCCUACGAAACAAAGCUCAAGAAGUUCUGCAAACAAGGGUAAGUCUUAAACAACUGUUUUUGAAUACACAAGACGUAGCAAUUGCACUGAAGAACACUUUAUUAAACAGGGGCACCCAACAACAGAAUGCUUUUUAAUAUAAUAUAUAAGACGGUGUCUCAAAUGGUUUUCACCAUAAUUUUGGAGCUAAUUUAUGUUAAGUUAAUUUGGAGCUGCCCUAGAAACUAUUUAUCUUUUUGGAUGUCUUUGGAGAACUUUCGUUGUCUCGGAAGUCAGGUAAGUGGCUUUUUAGCUCAUGGAUGAUGUAGUCAUGCCAUGGGGUUUUGCAGGCACUCGAAUGGCACUCGAUCACUCACUCACUUACUCACUCACUGACUCGAUUCUCAUUAAUUUAUUCGUUAAAGUCGGAUUAAACACUUUACUUUUACCUCUCUUACUUAGUAUUACUUUUGUUUCAAGUGCCUUUUACGCAUAUGUUUGGCAUAUUCUAGGGUACUAGUAAUCUAGUAUUAAAGGCGUACAUUUUUUUUCCGACACAUCAUAGAGUAGCCAGCCUAGCCGAAGAUGGGUUUUGUGGAAAUGGAAAUAUCCUAAAGAACACUGACAAUAUCAUCGGCAAGAAAUGGACUUGGAGUUGUUAAAAGGACGUUGAAAUAAUUGAGCGGGCAUCAUUGUUGUAUAUUUGGACGAACUGUGCUCGGAGUGUGAAAGAGCUAUCGCAGACUGACGAUGGGAUUUCGCUCAGCGAAAAGCGAAUAAUAAGCCAAAGAGCCUUAGCUGCCGAAAAACGGUCCUCGAUUAAAGUGACGUUGAGGAGUAUCUAUUGUGGUUUCGUGUUAUUUGGACAAUUUUGCUUGAAUUCUGUAAAAAGGUGAUUCUAUUUAUCAGUGCCAUUAAUGUAAUUUCUACAGGAAAUGCUACGCUGGAAUGAACAGAUUUUUAGAAUACUCAACUACAGAAGCGCAACAGAAUACUUCGACUGCGUUAAAUUACAGCCUCGAGCUCAGUCCGUUUAUCAAAAUAAUUUUUAGCUAGUGUUUAGCAAAAGCGCUUCUAAAGCAGUUUAAUUCAGCCGUAAACGCCAAACGCAACGGAACGCCAUACGCCUGUAUUCUGUAUUUAAUAACUCGUAGUACAAUCAUAUACUAACCGUGACGUGCUCUAUGUGAACAGCAUAUGGAAACAUUUAUUUGAAAGCACUUAUAGGAAACCCUCGAGGUCCAUUAAAAUAAUUGCGUAAAACCACGAUUUAAAUAAAACUCGGCCUUAUGUAAAACUUUAAUAGGUAUUUUACAAGAAAGUGCACUAUCGUUCGGAAAUUGUUUGACGGUCACAUGAGAAAGCAAAUUAUUUUACAACUAACAAGCGUUAAAUUAAUAAGUUUAAAGUGAUCCUUGGGUUAAGCAGAAAUGCCACGCUGAUAACAAGUUUCUAGAAUAUUCAGGUGAACAUGCAAUCGGAUACUUCGACUGUGUCGGGUUUGAAUUCCUAAGGUUAGAAACAGCUUCGAGCAAGGAACGCAAGCUCCCUAGUCGUUGAUGGCAAGCGUUAAUGGAAAGCAUUGAUGGAUAAAGUUACCGAAGAAACGCUGACGAAAUGCGUAACACUAUAUGCCAAAAGCAGAUGCCAAAAACCAAAUGCUAAAUACUGUAUGCCAAAAAUAAAACCUGCCAAAAAUCAAAUGCUAAACAAAUGUAAACGUGAUCUAUCAAGUAUAUCAACACACAGGAAGUCAUGAAAUAUAAAAAGAAAAAAAAAGGAGAAAAGUGAAUACGGUUACGGUGACGAAACUGUUUAAAACACCUAAAUUUCAAAAUGGAAUGUUUUUUCUACACUAAUUCAAUUCAUCCAUGAGCUCGCUCCUAGGAGCCUUUGAUUCGUCUUAUCAGAAACUGUAGCUUAACUCUCAUGGGUUCGGUUUGAAGAUUAAGGAUAUGGAGAAGCCUUCAUUAGCAGAUUCUAGGGGACGUUUUGUCUUCAUACCGAAAUUUUCGUCAGACCUCUUUAAACAAUGAUCGCCAUAUUCUGGUAAUAAAAUGUGAAAAACUUAAUCUUCAAAAAUUGUAGGUAAGGUACUAGUAGAAAAACGUUCCGAAUAUGUUAAACGAGUGGAACGGUUAUCCAGAAGUUGUUAACCUUUUUCAAGCUUUAGAAAUUUGUUCGCAUCAUUUAUUCCUUCGAACAGUUAUUUUAAGUUCAGAAUAAAGUCGUUGGGCGCUCCUGACUUGAAGAUCAAGAAAGUCUGAAUUCGAAUGUCAUUUUAUUAUGAUCUCUAAUGUAUACAAAUACUUCGGUUCGUGCAAAGAUCACUUCAAUCCAUUUAUGGCGAAUUGACUCUCGUGUUUGUAUCAGUAUACAAUAACCACGCAUACUUCUAGAUGUAUGGCGGCUGGCUUAAGCUGGGUUAGGAUAGGUUUUAAAUGGAACAUUUCUCCUUAAGUUUUCAACUUGGAGUACGAUACGAUCACUAAGGUAUGUUUCCUAAAAGGAUUACUUUUUAUGCAUCGCGUUGAAUUGAAAACUAAUAUUUCCCGUCUCUGGUUUUAUGUGCCCACCCCGUUUGUUCCAAUUUUGAGCCAUUUUGGUUCUGUUUAAUUGAUAAUUAUAGCGUAAAACCUAAAUAUAUGUGACCUGUUUAAUAAAUAAGUGGCAAAUUACUGAAGUCAAGGUGCAGCAAAAUUCAGGACAACGCCACCCCUCCCCCCCUCCCUCAAAUUUCUGGUCCCUAUACCUAAAGUACGAUUCGACCAGACACAACUGUCGCCUUCCGUAUUAAAUAUACUUCCACAAAACGUACACUAAGCUGUUUACAGACUAAUAAUAAUAAUAACAUAUUUUUAUUAUCAACAGAGUUUCAAGAAACCCUAGAAAGUGUGUCAAGACAGCAUCUACGAGAAAGACGACAAAUAGCCCCGACCCCUGGUGCAUUAUCUUUAAAGCAAAUCCGCCAGGAAAUCGACAAGAAAUUUACACAAGCGUGCACCACAGCUGAUAAGCUCUGUCAAACAGGCCAAGAGGGACCUAAGGGAGAAAAAGGUGCCCCUGGGUACCCUGGAUACAAGGGAGAAAAAGGAGCCCCUGGGAAAACUGGCCCGCGUGGUAUUUUGGGCCCUAAAGGAACUAAAGGCAUCAGAGGAACACAAGGGCCUACGGGAGCGCAAGGAUUCAAGGGAGUAAAAGGUGAAGAGGGAGCAGUAGGCUCUCGUGGAGCAAAAGGAGACACUGGACUUAUGGGCCCACCAGGUUUCAGAGGAUCCAUUGGAAUAAAAGGAAGCAAAGGAAACAGAGGCUUUACUGGUAUUCAAGGACCAAAAGGAGAAUGCGUCGUUCCUCCCAAAAUAAUUGUUUCUCCAGACUCUCAGCAUGUGUUUCUGAACAAACCGGCAACUUUUUAUUGUUGGGUUCAAGGUCAUUUGUCUCAGAAAAUAACCUGGCGUAAGUUGAAAGGUAAUUCGCACCGUGACAUAAGUACAACAAAUGGUAUUCUGCAUAUCAGUAAUGUCCAAAGAUCACACACUGGAUCAUACUUAUGUACAGUCGUAACUAGUUAUGGAACAUUCCGAGCAGUGACCAUUUUAGGAGUAAAAGGUAAGACACUUUAUAGUAGUAUUGUCCAUUUUUUCUUUCUUUCUUUUUGUUCUCGUGCCUCUUUUACUUUUUUGUGAUUGCUUUUUAUGGUAUUUAAUUCGUCGUUGUACAACAAUGAAAAUUAUAACUGGCUUGUUCCCUUUCACAUGAAUGCAUAAACUCAAUUUUGUGUAAUAUACAUGUCCUGCCAAAAGCGAUUUCCUGUACAAAGCCAAGUCGCCUUUUUUAAAACAAAUUAUUUUCAGCUGACGAUUUUGAUACGUGAUACAUGACUGGGUGUAUGGGAAUUUAAAAAAUAUAUAUUUUGGCGUCUUUUAAUAUGGAGCAAUAUGUAUCGUAAUUAGUAUGCUACCAAGUAAUAAAGCCUAUGGGCUAUAUUCGUGUCCUAUUGAACUUUUUAAAAUGGUUAAAUAUAUUUUAAGUCAAAACCUUUAGCAAAUACUUUUAACCAAUCUAUCUCAUAUGGGAUUAAUCCAAACAAACUAAAACUUGCUGAAAUAAUUCCAGCUUAUAAAGCCAUGACGCAACAGGGGCGGGAAACUAUGGCCCAAUCUCACUUCUUUCUGUUUAUAAUAAAAUUUUUGAAAAAAUUAAUAUGUUCAUUAGACUAAGUGAAUUUAUCGACAAAUAUGGUAUCCUAUUUACUUCGCAAUACGGGUUUUGAACAAACAUAAUACCCAACCUGUACCCAACACGCAAUACUUGAUACCAUUAGCACCAUACAAUGUAACAUGAACCAAGGGAAUAACUCCUGCGGAAUCCUUAUAGGUCUUAAAAAAGCGUUUAAAACAGGGAAUCAUAGUAGGCUUUUAUCUAAGCUCUAUAAUUAUGGUAUCAAGGGUGUCGUGCACGACUGGUUUUAAUCGUGCACGACUGGUUUAAAUCAUGCCUUGAUGUGUUACUUCCGAUAUUAUCUACUACGAUAAACUUGUCGCUUGAAUCAGGACUUUUUCCUGACAUUUGGAAAGAGUCGAUUGUUACACCACUGCUAAAAAAACAAGGUCUUGACUUGGUUUUUAAAAACUUUCGACCGAUCAGCAAUCUUUCCUUUGUUUCAAAAUUGGCUGAAAGAGUGGCAGCUGAUCAGAUUCAGUCCUACUUAAAUGAGCAUGAUCUUUUUCCUUCAUUGCAAUCAGCCUAUCGACGGCACCAUAGCACAGAAACUGCCCUGCUUAAAGUCAAGAAUGACAUUCUGAUGAACAUGGAAAAUCAGAAGGUCACGUUGUUAGUGCUUCUUGAUUUAAGCGCCGCGUUUGACACCGUGGACCAUCGGAUUCUCUUAGAUCGCCUCCAGUUUGAUUUUGGAAUUCCAGGCUCUGCACUUAAUUGGAUUGAAUCGUACCUUUCUAACAGAACCCAGCGCAUCUAUAUAGACGGAGUUCUAUCGAGUAAUUUUAAUCUUAAAUGUGAAGUUCCACCAGGCAGCUGUCUCGGGCCAUUAUUGUUUUCCCUCUAUGCUAGCAAACUUUUUAAGAUCGUCGAAUCACAUCUUCCUAAUUCCCAUUGUUAUGCAGAUGACACGCAACUGUACAUCGCGUUUAGAUCAGGAAAUGAUUUGGAGGAGACCGCUGCUAUAACUACCAUGGAAUCAUGUAUUGCUGAUAUCAGUCAAUGGAUGCAUUCGGAUAAGUUAAAACUGAAUUCCGAUAAGACAGAAUGUCUUUCGAUUGGAACACGACAACAACUUCAGAAAGUCAGUAACAUUAGUACCUUAUCGGCUGGGGACUCCCAAAUUGCUCCAUCUUGUGAAGUUCGAAUCCUAGUAACCUGGUUUGAUUCUAAAAUGAGUAUGCUAAAGUCAUAUCAACAAAACUUGCUCAUCCGCUUUCUAUUAUCUUCAUAACAUGCGUAGAAUUAGGAAGUAUUUAAGUCGUUCAGUCACCGAAUCACUAGUUCAUGCUUUUAUCACCAGUAGAAUAGAUUAUUGUAACAGUCUACUAUAUGGCCUCCCGAAUUCACAUAUUAUGAAACUCCAACGGAUACAGAAUGCCGCGGCUCGGUUGGUCACCGGAACACCUAGAUUCUGCCAUGUUAAACCAUUGCUUUUCCACUUUCAUUGGCUUCCAAUAAGUUACGGUAUAAAGUUUAAGAUUCUACUUUUGACAUUUAAGUGCUUAUAUGGUCAAGCUCCUAAUUAUCUAAUUGAUUUCAUUACUAUCAAAAAGUAAUCCAGGUACUCUCUAAGGUCAAAUGAGUCUAUAUUCCUCGAGUUACCAGGCAUUAAGACCCAUGCAACUCUUGGCGAUCGUGCAUUCCAGUCAGCUGCACCUUGUCUCUGGAAUGCAUUACCUUCGGCAAUUCGCAACAUGAAGACAUUGGACACUUUUAAGACUGCUGUUAAAACUCAUUUUUUCUAUUUAGCUUUUAAAUAGAUUUUAUUGUUGGCUUUUAUAAUAGGUUUUUCUUGUCUUUAUUAUUAUUAUUAUUUUUAAUUAUAGUUUUUAAUACUUUUUAUUGUAGUUUUUAAUAGUUUCUCAUGCUUUAGUCACAUAACAUAAAUUUAACAUAACAUAAAUUUAACAUAAAUUUAAUAAAACAAUAUUGUAAAGCGCAACCGAAUAUAUUCAUAUAGAGGUUUGCGCUAUAUAAAUGUAAAUUAUUAUUAUUAUUAUUAUUAAACCGUAAACAAAGGAUCAUCAAGUCCGAUUGCAACAUUUGGUGGGAGGGAUUUGAUGAUUGCUAAAACUUCGCGUUAUGAAAUUGUUGGUAUGCUGAAUUCAGAGGAGUUGCCAGCUUAGGUACGAUUUACGAAAUCCAUCAAACUGGUUAGAUCGUGUUCAGUAUUGAUGGUGUUAUGAAGACUGUUAUCAGCAAUAGACAUGAAUAGAGAUAUUAAUAAUGCUCAUUGAAUAUAAUGGUUUUUUCUUCUGGGGUAGAAUAGCUGGUUCCGUCUUUGGUUACAGAUAUCGUCUGGAUCGUCCCGCUUCGCAUCAGCAUUGUUUCCAUUUCAUCGCCUCGUCUCACCUAAAAACAUUUUGAGACGACUCGGACUCGGACAAUCAAGACGAUCUGGAAGAUGGAAACCAGGAUUUACCGCGGACCUCAUCCCCCCAGAAAGGGACAGCAAAAUUCUGAGAUGAUGUUGUUGUCUUGCAGUGAUGGCAAAGAAAUGCAUUGAAAUUUACUGCACAUGCACGCAGUACUGUUGUUGUUUUGCUUUUGUUUUUAACGCGGUUUUCGUUGCCACUAAUCGCUGAGAACGUCAUUGAUAACAAAUCUUAAUGAACUGAAUCCUAACAUACUAGAAAUCCAGCUUUGGUCUAUUACGAGCCCGCUAAGAAGGAAACUUACUUUUUCUUUUGCUUAUCACAUAAAUGAUUGAUCUAACUUGCCACAAAUUUUACUGCAGCAUCUCCGAUAUUAACAAGAAAGCCUUCGCAUCACGUGUAUGCAGACGGAGGAUCCACCGUAAAGCUCUGUUGUGAAGCAGACGGUCACGUGGUGUGGUCAAGAUCAGGAGCAACUCUAACAUCGCUUCUAUAUUUCAUUCAGAAGGAUGGAUGCCUUACCAUUAGAAACGUGAAUAGAGAGAGGGCUGGGGAAUACACUUGCCGUGCAACCAACCAGUUUGGAAAAUCGGAGGCAACAUCUGAAGUAAUUUUGAGAGGACAAGUAAUUCUUUACGUUUUUUAUUUUCGUUAAUACAUAUAUUUUUUAUCGAUUUAUUUAUUUGUUGGUCACUCACACAACAUAACAUUAAAUCAGGGCUUCAGAUAUUUCGCGCGGUCGCGGAGCCGUGAUAUUCAAAAUACCGCGAAAUUCGGUGGAAAUCUGAUCAAAUACAUGUCUGUACAGCAAUUUUGAAACUUGUCUCAGCUACUGGGGGUAUUUACUUGCCGUAAGCUCGCAAAUUUAUGUCAAAACGUCGUCACUGAAACGUGCAAACAACGUUCCAAAACUACCAGGCGUAGAUUAUGUUGCGAAAAACUGGGCACUGGCCAUGAUGUUAAAGGCUUUUCCAUUGGUUCAGUUCUGGAGCGUAUUGUUGUUGGAGUCGUUGAAAGAGCAAAUGAUGAACUCUGUUAGAAAAACACUUAAAACGCUGGUCUGAUCAGCGCAAAACCGAUCUCGCCCCAUGUAAAGGAAUCCGGAUUCCGGAAUCCGGGAAAUUUUUGCAUUUGGAAUCCGGAAUCUUGGAAAUUUUUGCUUGUGGAAUCCGGAAUCCUGGGAUUUGGAAUCCGGAAUACAGGUGUAGGAAUCCGGAAUCCCACUAACAAUUCGAAUCCGGAAUCCAAGUUCCACUGAAAAAGAUCUGGAAUCCAGUAAAUGGAAUCCGGAAUCCACGGCGUGGAAUCCAGAAUCCAAGAGUGUCUUGGAUUCCCUUACAUGGGGCGACCGAUCGAUUUCCAGCGAAACUUGCCCUGAAAAUAACCACAAAAUCCGCCGUUUUUUUGCCGAUUGCUUUCCGGCCAAGUUUGCCCCGAAAAUUCCCGCGUUAUUCGUUCUGCAAGAAUACGACUUUUAUAACGGUGAACCUGAUCACUAGUUCAAAAGAGGCUACGAAAGCUAUUAGACAGAAAUUUAUGGUGAUAAGAAUCAAAACUAGAAAAGGCAGAAAACGAUAAAUAAGUGCUAAACAUAUUUAUGUCAAUGACUUCAAGUUUGCUAAAUAAAGCCGCAGUGUUUGCUAGAAGGUGAGCUUUUGCUAGAAGCCGCACCAUGGGCUUUUGCAAUAGGUAAAUACAGUUUUAGCCUGUGUUGCAGUCGGCCCACGCAUCGUUUCGACCAGUAGUAUACAGUUGGUUUAGACUGUCUGCGACGCAAGCCAAUUCUCGCGAACGGAGCGAGUUUAAAAUUUUGUCGAAAUUUACAUCGCGUGUUGAACACGCGUGAAACAGACUCUUCGCAGACGUUUUUACGGCUUUGUAGGUCGCGGGAUAUGCAUACCUUCAAACCCUAGUAAACCAUGCAAAUAUGGAGUGCUUGAAAAAAAAAUCACCCAAAAACCUGGAGAUUGGGACCUCAAACCAGGCCCCAGAUGUUCAAAAGCUGGAUAGGGCUAUCCACCGGAUAAAUCACUAUCCAGCGAGUAAGUAUUAGGGAAACCAAUUGGGCUAUCCAAUGGAUAAAGAUUUAUUCGGUGGAUAUAGCGCUAUCCAACUUUUCAACAACCAGGGCCUGGAUAUUUCGAAAAUAUGUGCCAAAUAAAACCAAAAAGGCAGAUUAUUUUUGUCGUGAUAUUCUUUACUCUAUUAGUGGUGUCGUCAUACUGUCUUGAUUCUCUACUAGUAGUAAUGAGAAGAUUCUGUUUUACUGAUAAGGGCUUUCCGUCAGACCUUAGCGAACCUAUGUUUUACGGGAAUGAGAUUGUAAUUGGACGCUGGCAUUCCCCCAAUUAACGCAAAAUUAGAUUGAUACAAUAUUUGCCCAUUAUGAAGAGGUUUUUUAAAAUAACGCGGCUUCUACCGAAAUUGUCUGGCAAUUUUAAGAUUUUCUAAUUCACCGUGAGAUUUGGAGGCUAAAUCGUGAGACCGUAAGUCGACUGCCCAAACCGUGAGAGUUGGAGGUCUGGAUAUGUUUGUCCGUCGAAAGUGUGUUUCAGUUUGGCUCAGGGCGGAUAAAGGUUGGGCGGUGAAACGAGCGCUCCGCUCUUCAUUUAAUGUGUGAUGCGGAGUAGGACUGGCACGAGCGCUCUUUCCGCGCUUCCGGUGUGCUUGAAGGCAGGCGAAAUUUUCCUUUUUGCAAACCGGAAAUCCUAUUUUCUUUCUGUAAUUUCAGGCUACAAUGUUAAAUAGAUAAAUUCGUUUCAUAACAAUAUCAAUAAACAGUUUCAUAUGUUUGUGACUGUACGUCUAUAGGUCAAACUUGUUGGUCGUAUAAUGCCAAAAUUUGAGUUUAAUUUGAAAGUGUUGAAUACCUCCUCCUUCCACUAAAUAUCACCUAAUCGUCUUUCACCGUUUCGUUUGUAAAAGCUUAACACUUCUUAACCUCAAUUUUUAAAUAUGUUAAAGGGGGAUAAAUUUUAUAUAACAUAACAAAAAAUUAGAUUGAUAUAUAUUGAUAUAGUGGCGUUGUACUUCUUCAAACUUUGCUUCUCGUUUGCAACGCGACAUGGCGAUUCGCGCAAUGCGUUGCAAAUCCGGCCACCGAAUGUAAACAAAAUUUAUUGAGGUUAGUUGUAAGGUUUUUUCUCCGUUUUUCUCUCUAAAACAAAACAAGGUAAACAGUAAAAACUGAGGGGACACUAAUUUUGAAGUUUCGAAGAAACAGAAAGACGUAUGAGAAGUUUUUUCAAAAUUAAAAAGAAGGAUGAUGGUGAUUGAAAUUAGCAUAAUUUCACCUUGCACGAGCUGCACGCAUUUAUAAAAUAUACGUCAUCUAGUUAUGAAACACGAUCUGCUGUCUUUUAGUUUUGCCAUGGAUGACAUGGAUGAGAUUUUCCUUUGUGCUUUAGACAGUACUCAGUUGUUUUUGUUUUGGAAUAACAUCGACAUUGGCGAGUAGCAGAACGAAAAUAUAAUUCAGUGGUAGAGUCAUGGAAGUAAUAAAAGAAACCCUUUGAAAGAGAUGUUUGUCUACUCCAACUAAACCUCCCGCAAAAAAUAGCAACAUUUGCCUCUCGGAGACAGCGUACCAGCACAAAGGAACGAGGAAGAAGUGCAAGAAAACAAAUCAAGGCGCCAUAAUUCAGUGACAGCGGCAGUGUCUUAUGUACAAACCACAUCGCAAGCCCCGACCGAAGUCGAAGACAAGCCACAUUUCUAAACAUAGUCCCAGUCCACUGCAUCACACCUUUUUGCUCGGACGCGCUCGUUUCACCGCCCUACCUUUAUCCGCCCUGGUUUGGCUUGUUACCGACAAGACCUCGCUUUUCCUGAAAUCUGUUCCUUUGAAUUAAUGUUACGCCGAGAUGUGCCCGAUGGGUUAAAGAGUCAUGAAUGAAACACACACACACACACUUUGUUAACAAUUGAGACAUUUACUAAGUUAAAUACGGAUUGUAUACCUUGGACGCUUAGUUAUUCUUGUUAAAAUAUUGACGCUAUAGUCUGGGAAAGGAUAAAAAAACUAUGAUUUGCCAUGUUUGAAAGUUCUGUAAAGAUCAAAAUUGUUUACCUAUUCUUUUUGCAUUUUACUUAUGAAUUGACCGUCAAUCAAAUCAGUGCUUGAAGGUUUAGUUUCUGACACCUCAUGUGUAUAUACUAAAGCGAUUAUUCUUUUUAACUUCGGAGAAUUCGAUAGAAUAUACGCUUUUUCAAAAAUUCUCGCGUCACCCCUCCUCGAAGUGGCAUGAAAAGAUUGAUGAUGUAAAGCGGUCAUUAUUUCUUUUCAAGUAUCAUCUAAAUCAUGAGAAACAUUAUUUUUGUAAUCGAAGUACCGAAAGAACCGAAACUCAUGAAGCCAGUUGUUUACUGGAAACUCACCUAAUCGACGGGCAAGCGGACUGGGCUUCAAAGAAAAGGUGCGAGAAACAGUGUUGCUACUGUUGAAAUGCGACCUAAUCAACUCAUUAUUGUUUCGCAAGCUUCCUGUAUAGGUUAUUCUUACCGCUUAUAAUUUCUCCAAACAAACCUCUUUAUCUAGAAGACAAGGAAAUAAAGAAUUUCUAGUAUAGUUUUAGGUUCCUUACGUUCUUGUUUUAAGUAAUAAUGAUUAAAAAAUCAAGCUAACACUCAAUGGCAAACUUUCAGGGCCUUGUGGAGUUCAAAAUCCAUCCUUCAAGGUACAUAUUUCUUUUUUUAUACUAACUAACUUUGUAUAGUGCUCUUCAAUAAUCUUCCUAAUUACUGUUGUUAUUUUAAUAUUAAGGCGCAAUGUUAAGUGAGAUGCGUGUUGUCCAGGUGGAGUUUUCAAGUCAUUGAAAAAUAAGGAAAACUGCUUCACUUGUUUUUCCCGAUUCAGGGAUACUACUGUCACUCGGGCUGGAUAUUGAUUGCUCGGUUCUCCAAUAACGACGGCAAAAACUGGAUGAUUGACAGUGGUGACUGGUGGUAUGACCGAGGAAAUGCUGCUGGAGCAACAACUGAUCCGUCAGUUAACGCUGACAUGAUCUCACCUGCAUUUUGGCUGCUGAAAGGCAGGAAGUUAAAAAUCACCCGCAGUGAUGACUCCAGUCACACGCCACUGUUGCAGACCACAGGGAACUGUUUGGGUGAAAAGACAUUCCGAUCAAAAAUAACAAGUUAUGGCGACUUUAGAAACGGCAAAGUUUGGUCCAGUGACAGGUGCCUGGGAAGCUGCUCGGUUCAAUAUGGCGGACAGUACAAGACAACACACGGGUUUCAACAGGCUGAGUGUAGUAGCAACAUCCAAAGUAGCAACAAGAUCGGCUUCUGGUGUGACUGGAGUGGCGGUGAUGGGUCGGUGAUGAUGAUUGGUGGAGGAGGAAAGGACUGUCAUCGUGCUGAUCACGGGAUUGGAAUAACAGAAGCAGGGACUGCUUCUUUUGUUGAUGCCGGUGGCAGUGAAAUUGAAUAUGACUUUGGAUAUGACGCUCAUAAGGGGAAUGCUCCAACCCAGUCCUACUCACUGAACUUGUGGAUCCGCUAA